UUGAACUAGAGCCUAAGCGCAAUGUUCUUCUCAAUUUCAGAAAUUCCAUUCAUAUUUACUUAUUUUAACAACUAAAUCGCGAGUUAAUCGUGUUUAAACUUAUGCAUUUCGCUUCAAAGUUUGCGUGCAUCAACUGCAAUUUGCAGAGUGAAGUGGGAUUCAGCCCAAAGGCUUAUCGAUGUUGUUUCUUUCCGGUUUGUUGACAAUCGCAAUUGAAAAGAUCAUUCCUAAAUUGCCUCAAUCAAUAUGCGGCCCAAGGAGCACCCGGACCUUCAUUUCGAUGUUAUCCCUAAGCUCUACGAGGCCCACUGUAAGGUGUUUAUAACCAGCCUAUGCCAUGUGCAGAAUCAGCUCAAAAUGCUGCCUCGCCGGUUUUGCCGGAUGUAUACCACCCGUCCGCUAGCCAACCAGUUGCUUCUUUACCUGAAGUCACGAAAAGCUAAUAUCAAUGAGCAGGAUUUCAAGAUGGUGGAGGAGGGGCAGCCAUUUCCGCUGGUUCUCAGCGACGGUAAGCGAUUAGAGGCGAUGCUCUGCUCUGGAAGUUAUUUGGACAACAGCCUCAUCCUGCUCAUUAGGCGGCAGCGAGGUGGAAGGCUGCUCUAUUGCUACUCCUUUAUGAGGCUGGAUAAUCUUGGUCAGCUGCUGGGCAACGCCACCUUUAACUCAUGGAUCGCCGAGGGCACCGAGAACCUAUAUCUUAACCUCUCCUCCGUUAAUAAACCGUUUGCUCAUGUGGAUUUCGAUGAGAUGGCGAAUACUAUCGAGGAAUACGGUAAGGAGAACAGGAGCGUUGUGUAUUUGAAUCUGCCGAAAUUCGGUUACGAGGAGAUGCUCUGGAGGCUGGCACACACGCAUCUCCGUGGGCAUAUACGACUGGAUAAAAAGUUUGCAGAAAGCUAUAAAUGCCUUAGUUCCGAUAUGGAGCGUUUUGAGGAAGAGGAUUGUGUUUUAAAAGUUUAUGUCUGCGGUUCUUUGAAGGGCUUGGAACUGAUCUAUCAGCCAACGCAGGUAGUCCCUAUGGAAAUAGAAAACCUGAAGUGGUCGCCGGCACCGACCAGGAUGCAUCUCCGUCAGCUAUGCAGCCUGCUGCGACCACAACACAUUCAGGGGAUUGUGAAGUUCCAUUCGGAUGGCAUUGUUCCUCCGGUUCCGACAUUUCUUAAGAUCUUCAAGGCAAACUAUUCCCCGCAGAACAAAGAGAUAGUAUCAAGGGUUCAAGGCGAACCUCCAUCAAAAGUGGCAAAAGUAGCGCCCUUUCGGGCUUUCCAAGCGAGGAAACAAUUCCAAUUUGUGGACGAUGAUGACAGUAACUCGGAUUAGAAAAUAAUUCACCUAAGUAAAUCAUUUGUCUGCUGUUUAAAUUUUGUAAAUAAAUUUCUUUAAAUUA
Drosophila eugracilis is the source of this 1387-nucleotide messenger RNA. RefSeq lists its product as uncharacterized. The transcript is spliced from 2 exons. The record is from RefSeq and is a predicted model, not a curated record. The coding region runs from base 247 to 1320 and encodes 357 amino acids. NCBI's taxonomy places the organism in Eukaryota, Metazoa, Arthropoda, Insecta, Diptera, Drosophilidae.